Molecule: messenger RNA, 1798 nt
Organism: Silurus meridionalis
Lineage: Eukaryota; Metazoa; Chordata; Actinopteri; Siluriformes; Siluridae
Gene: grxcr1b
Product: glutaredoxin and cysteine rich domain containing 1 b
Exons: 3
Coding region: 505-951 (148 amino acids)
Biological process (GO): sensory perception of sound
Source: RefSeq, a predicted model, not a curated record
CACUGCUACGUGAAUAUGACAUCACAACACUAGAGAUCGAGGUGUGUUCUGAGAGUCACAUUAAAUAUAGAUUAACAUGGCAGAGGUAGAGCUGUGUCCUCCUAGAGACAGAAUAGGAAAAGAAAGAUCUGAUUAUUAAUCUUUUUUCUUUUCUUUUUUUGCACUACAAAGGCCUGUUUGUGAAAAGGUAAUGGUUGAAGUGGGUGGUAUUGGUCUGAAAUUCUUCCAGAGCAACAUUUCACUCUAAAGAAACAAUAGGACUGGGUGAUAUGACAAUGCAUAUUUUUAUGGACAUGUAUGUAAUUUCACCCCUGCUUAAGCCUUGUGGUCACGUGAUCUAAACAUGGCGGCCACUAUGGCAGGCUACUCACAGUGUGAAGAAUAAACUGGCUUAUUAAUAGUCUACUCAUGUCAUCUGAUCUGAUUCUUCAUGACAUGUCAAUGUACAUUCAUAGGACCUGGAAAGCAGGACGUAUUUGUUUAUGGGCGGUGGAGAACUGAGUGAUGGAGACGACGAGGCGCGCGAAGGAGAGCCAAGCGGAGCGGCGCGUGCGCUUCCGGGUGGCGUCGGCGCGCAGCGGCAGGGUGCUGCGGGAAGUGUUCCGGGAGGACGAGGACGGGACCGAAGACUCGGCGGAUUCGGACACAGCCGCCGCCGCUGCCUGCGCGGAGGUCGAGCGCGCCUUGUCCCCCGCCGUGAGCGAGGCGAACGGGCAUCUGAUCGGUCUGGCGAGCAACGGUGUCGGCGAUCCGGACGAUCUGCUGGUGUACGCGAGCGCGGCGCACGAGCAGCUCUUCAGUCGCACGCGCGUGAACAUCUUCAGCAAGAACGGCACGGUCCGAGGCGUGAGGGACAAAGUGAGCGCCGGCCAAGUCCUCUUCAACAAUCUCUCCAAACUCUACGGGGCCAAAAACACUAUGUCUGUGAAGAAGCUGCCUGUAGGAGUUUAAAGCAGUGCACGGCAUCACAUCUGGACAGUGGGGUUGCAUGAGGAGCCUCAGUACAUAAAAACCUUAACAUCACAUGGACUCCUUCAGUCACUUUCCAUUAGUUUUAGGGGACUUCAUUUUGGAACUGAAAUGUUAAAUGCUGUGAUCUUUCUUGUCUAAAACAAGGAAACAAAGAGUCAAUUAGAUGUUUUUGCAGUAAAAUAAUUUUAUAAAGGAAAUUCUGAGGUUUAGGGUAAUGCAGUAUGCUCAGACUUUUUGGUUUCAUUAGGAACUCUGGCUGCAGGACAUUCUGGAUUAGAUGGAUCUUGUUUAUGGUCUGACUGGAUCCUCCAAACAACAAGGCAUUAGACCGUGCUCUGGUAUACACCAUGUGUUUAGACAUGGCAUAGUUUUGUAGUGUGAUCAUUCUUUUGCAGUUACUCAAGUACAUAUGUAUAAAUGUUUCUUGCAUUUGGAAUUAAACUGCUGUAGGGGAUGUUUCAUCUCUGAAAUACUUUUUUUUUUUCAGGAUGAUGAAAUGGUUCCUAAAUGAUGGCUAUUUUAUAUUUCAUUUGAUCCUCAUUUCUUAAUGUCUAUUUAUUUAAUAUUAGUUUGACCAUGUAAAUAGGCCCUUUAUAUAAAUGUAAACCUUGUGUGUGUGUUUAUUAUUAUAACAGAGAUGAGGAAAAUGAUGGUCAUUUUUUAGUUUUGUAUGUUAAUGAAUUGCAUGAGUUGUAAAGUAUUGUAACUUGAAUUUCAGGAUUUUGUUCACAUUCCAUUUUUGCUUAAAUACAUUUUCUUCACUCAUUUUUUAUAGAAUUAUCAGAACAUUUUUGACACAGUAUAAUCAAAGAGCUUGUUUCAUUAA